Molecule: messenger RNA, 4011 nt
Organism: Meleagris gallopavo (turkey)
Lineage: Eukaryota; Metazoa; Chordata; Aves; Galliformes; Phasianidae
Source: RefSeq, a predicted model, not a curated record
AUCUGUAUUUCUUCUUUCCAGGAACGUUGUCCUAUCUAUUAGUGGGCAUAAUGCAGAAUCCUUUAACGUUUUCUGCAGGUGGUGUUUUUUUGCAUGCUAAUCCUGCAGAGAAACAAAGUGUUCAACACAGUAUGCUGGGUCAGCAAAAACAAGAAAGUUGUGCUGGAAAGACAGUAUCCACAGAUAAACACAAAUCCCCUACGGACAUAAUACAAACUUUUCAGAAGAAAAGUCAGUUUAGGACCAUUGCUCCAAAAAUGGUGCCAAAAAUUUUAACAUCUGGAAUGGUUUCUUGUCUUCAGUCAUCUUUGCCCGAACAAGGUACAACGAUUUCAGCAGCAGGUUCUAAGCCACUGGUGGUACCAGCUCAAAACUAUGCCAUCAUGCAGGUUGCUGGUCAUGAGGGUACUUUUUCCCUUUUGGCCUUGCCAUACAUUACCUCUGCUGUGAUACAGCCAAGCCAGCGAACUAACAUGGCCCAUUCUGAAAACCAAAAGUUGCCUAUCCCUCGCUACCAAUCUGUAAGAAGCAAAUUGCUUUGUGACAAUAAAACAAGCCAAGCCUCUGUUUUGAAUACACAGAGCAAGGUAUCUACCAAAGGACAGACCUCAUUGCAGACUUCCCCCAUGACUGCCUUAGCUGAAGACUGUCCGAAAAGUCAUUCUAGCUCAGAUUCGUCUGAGCCAGUGAUGCUAACAGACCAUAAUUCAUCUGAAAUGAUGAUUUCUACAUUACAAAGAAAGAACACUUGUGUGGAAUCUGGAUCUCCAUCAGUGAGCAAAACAAAAACUGUUAUCAGUAAUGUUUCUGGACCAUCUAUAGUAAAAGAGUCUUUAAGCAAGCCAGAAAAUUCAAGUAAUCCUGUGAAAUUUAGCCUUGACUCUGUGAAGACAGCAUCUGCAACCACAAAAGAGUCAUUCAUUAUGUCAGAGAAACUAAAGGAAAAACCCACAAAUUCUGCAAAUUCUGUUUCUGUCCUGUCACCAGCAGUUUUUGGCAGUACAAUACAGAUGACUCCACCAGCACCAACAGGAAAACUUCCUAUUUUGCCUUACUCAAGAAUGAGAAAUUCAGUGUUUUGUAAAUCACAAAGUGCUAACGUAAGGGAUAUAUCUGAUAUUUCACUAAGACCUGAAUGUGAAAAGACGCCAGCUUUGGUGAAAACCUGUCCUGCUCCUGCUAAAGCAUCUGAUAAACGAUUAGCUGCAUCUUUGACUCAAGCCCCCAGACAAACCAUUCCAGAAAAUACUUUCUCUCCAUCCAAUAAAGUGGAUGUUGACAGCUUUAAAAAGUUGAAUGGUACACCCUCUAAAAGGAGAGGCAGGAAGAGAAGAGUCCAAGAUGAUUUAUUGGCUUUUCAGGCCAAGCGAAGGAAAUGCAUCGUUAAUAAAUUUAGAGAAGUAAGAGAGAGGGCGAAAGCUGAUCUUCAGCCACCUGAAGACAAAAAAGCAGAGGCAGUGAAAAAAUACCGUAAUAUUAGACCCAAGCCAGUGGUAGUUGUGCAGGCCAUUGCACCGCUGACUUCUACAGCACUGGUAGAGGAAAAGUCUCCUGACCAUUCAGAUAAAGGUGUUUUUUUAAGCAGUUCACUUGCCAAUAAAUAUUCAAGUUAUAAAUACAGUGAUACCACAUCAGCUACAUCAAUUGAUUUGGGUAGAAAUGCGUACUCAGCUUUACCCAAGCCGUGGCAUAGAUGUCAUGUAUGUAACCAUAAGUUCCAGUUCAAGCACCAUCUUCAGGACCAUAUGAAUGCACACACAAACAAACGACCCUACACUUGUCGAAUUUGCCGCAAGGCUUACAUUCAUUCUGGAAGCCUGAGCACGCAUAUGAAAUUGCAUCACAAUGAAGGAAAACCCAAGAAGUUUGUGUGUUGUGAAUUCUGUGCUAAGAUUUUUGGCCAUGCAAAAGUAUACUUUGGUCACCUAAGAGAAGUGCACAGGGUUGUUAUUAGCACAGAGCCCUCUGGUAGUGAGCAACAGAUGCAAGAUGCUUUGAGGAACAGGGACACAAAUAUAAAAGAGGCAGAAGAAGCAACAGAAAGGGGAAAUAGAUGCGAUUUUGAAGACCUAUUCCAUAAUCCAGGAGAAGUUAAAUUACAGAUCAGAUGUGGUCAAUGUCAGUUCAUUGCACAGUCUUUUGGUGAAAUGAAGUUUCACUUGUUAUGCUCUCAUGGAGAAGAGAUCCAGGGCAGAGUAAAGGAAGGAGCUCUGCAAGGAAAUAGAGGAGCUAGGGGAGAACUUAUCAAACAUGCAGCUCACUUCUGGAAACAGCGCAAUGAAAGAAGACAUUUGGCAAAAUGCAGUGACAACGAGGAGGAGUUUUAUACUUUUCCAAAACUGAAAAGACAAAUAUACCUUCACCAUCAAAGUAAUGUUGAUACAUUAACUAAAAGUGAAAUGACUCAGACAGGAAGCAGUGAAGCAGCCAAGGAGAUGCAAAAUGUAGGUUGUGAGACACCAAGCAAAAAGAUCGAAUUUUGGUCUAAAGCUGGAUAUAACUGCAUUUUAUGCAAGCAGAUAUUUGGAAGAAAGGAGGAUCUUUGUAAUCAUUGGCAAAGUCGUCAUAACUGUGAAGACUCUUCUAUUUUAUGGACAAUUUUUAGUUUGUUCUCAAAACAGGGAAUUUUUGAACUUUCUAGCAUUGGUGAAUAUUGAGGCUCAGUUCCACGGUGCUGUGUUGAUGAACUGCCUUGAGAUGCGUUGCUUCAGAAGUUUGCUUAGUACGGUGGCUUUUUAGUUAUCAGCUACAAUCUUUGCUCACCUUUAUUUUGUUAAAUAGAACAUAUAUUAAUCCAUUAUCUUUCCAGAUGGGUAAAUGCAAUCUGGUUAUGAAAUACUGUACUUUGUAUUCAUGUGUGAGGAAUUUGCAGCAGCAAAUACUCAACACUAAUGGUUAAAAUGAAUAAGAUGCUCAAGUUCCAUUACACUUUAUACACAGAAAUAAGUCAGUUUAUAUGAACUAAUCCCAAUCUUGAACAAAAUGGCAAACCAGACUGAAAGUGUGAUUUCUAUCCCAACUGUGCUUCUAGAUUUUAUGCUAAAACUGUGUUUCUGUGCAGUUCAGUAGAUCAUUUUGAAGGUACGUAACACGCAACCUGCAUUCCAAAGCAUAGUUAUCUUUAGAAACCCUUUACAUUUUGUUUUCUGAAUUUCAGUCUUUUUGGACACUAAGUUUCUUAGGUGUUAUGUUCAGUCCUUGUAAUAGCAGGGAUCUUUGAACUUCAAUGUGAAAAAUCUACAGAGUUGGUUUUUUUGGGGGUCUUUUUUUUGUUUUUUUUUCUUUUUUUCUUGCCUGUAGCCCUUUGAAAACAAGAGUUACUCACUACCUGUGGAGAUGGAACUCUCAAAGCUUGACUGCUGUAUAGAAAAUGAAAAAAAAAAAAGAAAAAAGUUGUUGUUUUAAAAAUAGUAAUUUGAGUUUGUUACUGCAGGGAAAUCUGAUGAUCUGCAAUAGAUCAUAUGCUUCACUGUGAACUUUAAGCACUUUCCGUGUUCCUCCAGUGGCAGCAGCACUAUUGCUGUGAACACCUUUAGCAACACUCUGCCUUUAACACUCUCUUUUAUUCCUGUGUAGUUGGCCCAGACAUAGCUGCAAAGAGAAAUCGUUCCUCUGAGUCUGUGAUACAGGUAAUGAAGUUUUUUCACUUGUAUUCCCACAUCUACUGUACAGAUGGGCCCAGAGGCCUUUUCCAGCCAUUCUUUGUGAUGCUGUGAAGUCACUGUAUCACUGUUCAACAGAAAUCAGCAUAUCAGAAGGCAAACUGAAAAAUACACCAGUACUAUUUCUAAACUACUACUACAUUCAUUUCUUCUUGUGGUCGAACUGUAAUUGAGGGAUUGCAGUGAUGAAAGAGUCAUUCCUAAAAUGCCUUGCGUGGCCUCUCACUAUUUUGCAAAAAAAUUUUGUGAAGAGAUCUAAAAGUGUUGGGGAUUUCAAGGGGAAUUCCAGAAGCUGUUGGAAUAUUUUGUGUAUAUUUUUUGUUUUUAAAAAGUAAAGGCAGCUUUCUGA